Messenger RNA from Polistes canadensis, 957 nucleotides. RefSeq lists its product as uncharacterized. The transcript has a single exon. Lineage: Eukaryota; Metazoa; Arthropoda; Insecta; Hymenoptera; Vespidae. The record is from RefSeq and is a predicted model, not a curated record. The coding region runs from base 1 to 957 and encodes 318 amino acids.
AUGUCACCUGUAAAACGUUCACCGCAGAGAUCCAUCCGUGUGCCGGACGAGAACCCGAGAGACGACGCCGCGGACGACAAUAUGGACCGGGCCGGUCAACAGCAACAUCAACGAGUUCCCAAUGACGAUGACGAAGUAACGGUCAAUGCGGCACGCGCCGUGAAACUUCCACCUUUUUGGAAGGAGAACCCGGUCCUCUGGUUCGCUCAAGCGGGAGCAGCAUUCCACAUCGCCCGUGUCACCAGUGACUCCACGAAGUUUCGGCAUCUCGUGGUCCAUCUGGAUCAAGACAUCUUACCAUUCAUAUCGGAUAUCCUCGUGGCACCGCCGGAGGAGGGUAAGUUCGAGGCCCUCAAGGCACGUAUCAUCAGCGCCUUCGACGAGUCGAGUGAGACUAAGCUGCGGAAAUUGCUUCGGAGCAGCCAGCCUACCGAUGCAAGACCUAGUAACAUUCUGCAGAGACUACGCAAUAUAGCCAAUGGCCAGUGCACAGAUAAUAUCCCGCGGACUUUAUUCAUGGAGCAACUCCCCGACUACAUAAGGAGCAUAUUGGCCAUAAGCGAAGUGACAGACUUAACAAAGCUAGCUUUGCAGGCAGAUAAAAUUCUGGAGGUGUCCAAGGCCGACGUCGCCGCUGUUACGUUGACACCUGCCAGGGAGACGUGCCAUACUAUCGCGGACGCCGAGCUGGCUGAGCUACGGGACAUGGUGAAAAAUCUGUCGCUGGAGUUGAGCAAAUUACGYMYUCGGCGCGACCGAAGCCGCAGUCGUAGCCGCAACCGCGGUAGCAGSGUCAAAGUGGACAACGGCCUAUGCUAUUACCAYUCGCGAUUYCAAGCGCAGGCCAGGAAAUGCCGGCAGCCGUGCACCUGGGUUCAGAAUCGCGAUUCCGUAGACGUCCGUCGCCCCAACAGCAGUUUYAACGUCGACCGUAGCAAUGGCAAUGCGGGAAACUAA